CAUUUCGUGCCUCCGCGUUGCAUUGUGGGAUGGCAAUGGAGGGCGCGUGAUUUUGAACCAUUGUGUACACAUUUGAUGAGCUGGAGAAAAUCUUUCAUUUUCACCUAUUGUGCCGUGUCGCCUGCUGAAUUCGCGUGUUUACCCUCAUUUUCCCUGUGGUGUGGGACACGGGAAAAUAGUUUGGUCACCGCUUGAAUGUAGCUGUUCAUUUCCUCGCGAAGAUUUUAGACUGUCCUAUUACGAAGAGAAUUUAACCCCACUUUCCCUUGGAAUCUGGUGUUAGUCAGGUUCUAGUUCUCGUUAUUCGGUGAAAUAUCGAUGCGGUGGUUCCAUUUUCACCUCUUUCCUUGAUAUUUAGCAUGUUAAUCGCAUUGUGCUCAACCCACAUUUUCAAAUUUCCGUGCCUUGGUGGCAGAAAAUGGCGCGUCAUUUGAGCUCAAACCUCCUUUAGAGAAUGGCGCGCCCGUCUUUAGAAACUCCCUCAAAGAUGUGGUUUUGAUAGUAUUUGUGUUCGUGUUGCUGUUUGAAUGGCAUAUCUUCGAUUUCUACAAUUCUGUUUAUAGUGGACGAAAAUGCUCGCCAAAGGCAACAAAGCCCGCAGUGGCUCCCGAGCCAUGGUGGAAACUAUUGCAGUGACUGAUGGAGAAUUGACUGCAUUGUCAGCUCUAUCUGGUCAGCAACUUCUUACCAUUGAUGGUGACCUUCUAAAUCAAUCUGAUAUAUCUCCGGGUCUUGAAGAAGCUGUUUGCGUCACCAUACCUAAUGAUGAGUCUAUGGAGGUGGAUGGGGAGGAGUUGGUGACAUCAAGUGACAUUGUUGAAUCUACUAUCACUCAUGAUGACAAUGAGGAAUCUCCAACCCCAUCUGCAGUAGUUGUAUCAAACUGCAACAUUAUUAGUCGCACACCUGUUCUGAUGAGUGUUGCGGGCCAGUCAGCAGCAUCUACUUCUUACGUGGUUAUCCAAUCUUCACCCGGAAACAGAGUUAUCACUACCAACACUGCUGCAGCUGGGAAGAAAGGCGCACAGAUUCCCCAAAUUAUUGGCAGGGUAAACUCCGGAGUUCCGAGUCCUCAAUAUCAAACAGUAGUGAGAACUAUACCAACGUCUGGUCCCCCUCCAUUGGUUACCCGAGGAGCCAAUUUGAAUGUAACUGGAAUACGCCCUCUGAAUCCUCAGGCAGCAAACCAAAGAGGACAAAUUAUAACCAAAGUCCUUUUACCUCGCACUGGUAGUGGUCAGCAAGUUGUGACCUUGCCUAUUCAAGAUGGUAAAAGUGUGGAUCAGCAGAGGUUCAUGAUAGGAGGACAGCAAGUUCGUGUUUUAAGUGGGGGAAUGAAGAUAGCAACAAUCCCCAGUUCGACCUCUGAUUCAAGACUGUCUAAAAGCGAGACUGAAAAAGCUACUGUGAUCCAAACCUCAAGUGUGGCGUCAAGUAGUCCUCUUGGAAGACCGAUCAAAGUUAUCCAGUCUCGCCCUCUUGGGGUUCUUACUCCAAACAGUGGAUCAGUUGCAAAAGUACAACAGAUCAUCCCAGCAUCACCAGGUGGCAAGGGGUUGAUUGUGAAUAAAGUACUACCAGGAACUGGAACAAGGGUCACUGUUGUGCCACAAGGAGCCAAAUCCCCUGCCAAAAUAUUACCUGCACCAAUGAGUAUAGUGACGAGCUCCGCAUCUCAGCAGGGAGGACCGUCCGUCAGUCCGCAGAAAGUUAUCAUAAGACAUGCCUCCAUUAAACCAAUGACUGGUCAGGCAGUCCCCGGGUUGAGAAUACCAGUCUCCAGCCAACCAGGGCUGGUGAACUCAUCUACCUUACAACCUGUUCAAGUUGCUGGAAGACAGAUGCAAUAUGUUCGCCUAGUCAGUAUACCUUCAUCAUCGGACUCUACAACCACUGUCACAAAUACAGCAGUGGGAAAGGCAAGCACAGUUUUGACAUUGUCCUCAGCCUCAGGUAGUCAACAUGGGAACACCAUAAAAAUGAUCCCUAUGGGUACAUCAACCCCCAAAACUGUUCUGGCCAAAACCAUGUCUGGGCAGAAAAUAAUCAUACCAGCUUCCCUAGCUAUGACACAAAUUAAAACAUCAAUACCCAGCAGUGUGAUGUCUGUUGUUAACUCAACCGCCACCAGCACCACUUCUUCCACAAACAUUGUUAUGUUACCUUCAACAUCCAUUCAAACAGCUAAAUCGAUUGCCCAACCAGAUAUGGACAUUAAGCCAAUAAUAAUGUCCCUUGCUGAAGAAGCCAGUGUAGAUGACGUUGAUCCUCUACCACAUCUUGUAAAACCGGAGCAUGCACCUGCACCUCCACCACCCAAGCAGAGCAAGGCUUCACUACCAGAGCCUAAUGGAAUCAAGCCUCGCAAACCUUGCAACUGCACAAAGUCACAAUGUCUCAAGCUCUACUGUGAUUGCUUUGCAAAUGGUGAAUUUUGCAAUCAGUGUAAUUGUAACUGCUGUUACAAUAAUUUAGAUCAUGAAGAAGACAGACAACGAGCAAUUCGUUCAUGCCUGGAACGUAAUCCUAAUGCUUUUAGACCAAAAAUUGGCAAAGGUAUCGUUGGAGAUGGCAGGCGGCACAACAAAGGCUGCAACUGUAAACGAUCUGGCUGCCUUAAAAAUUAUUGUGAAUGUUAUGAGGCGAAGAUAGCUUGCUCAAAUAAUUGCAAAUGUGUGGGUUGUAGAAAUAUAGAAGAUGACAUAGAUCGGCGCAGUUUAAGGGAGUUAAUAGAAGUGUCAGAGAGUCUUGAAAGUCCAAUAUUAAUGCCGUCUGGGUUAAAAAAGAAAUCUAUUGGUCAAAUUUUAGAUACUUCUUCUAUUAAACAAGAAGAUGGUCACAGAAAAGGAGAUAGACGUUCAGAUUGCAUCAUGUCUGACAACGUUGUUAGUGCUACAUGUCAGUGUUUGGUUGCUCAAGCUGAGGAAGCAGAAAAACUGGAUUUAAAUGACGAAGAGGCGGAGAAAUUAAUAAUUGAAGAAUUCGGACGAUGCCUUGUGGAAAUUAUUUCGUGUGUUACAAAUAGGACAGACCUUGAUAGACAAGACACUUCUUCAACUUUCAGUGAGCAGGGUGAUAGUUCGUGAGGUGAUAAUGCUUCUCUCUCUAAAGAGAUGUUGUUAGUGGUUGCCUAAACAAACUAUAUUUGUAGUAGCAAAAUUUGUUUACCUUACAAUCAAUUUUUUCAUAUGUUAACAUUAUUGCAGUUGAGUGAAUACUAACAACUCAACACUAUGCACUCUUUUAUUUCAAUAUACCUGUCCAUCUCUCAGAUGAAAGUAUAUAUAAUCAAUCAAUGAAACUGGACAUAGUUUUAUUAUUUUAGAUGUAUUGCUUAAAUGAAUUUAUUACUGACCAAGGAAAUGAAAGAUGAUUCAUGCAUUGUUCUCUCAAUUCUAAAUUAAAUAAAUGUACAUACUAGGAUAUUGUCAGUUGUUUUUGUAAAUUAGCUCAUGUCAUGUAUCAAGUAAGUGACCUAGUCAUGGGAUUUUUAUUCUCUAAAGGUAAAGUUGGCUUCUCUCAAAGAAGUUAAAAAAUUGAACUUGUUUUUUUGCUGCUCCAUGACAGAUAUACACAGUAUUGUGUCUGUUAAAAGAAUGACGCUUACAUUGUUUUAAUCUGAUUUGUACCUUGUGUUGAUAUAAAUGCCUUUAGUUAGUUGUCAAGGGACACAGAGCAAAGAGAGAAUUCAUGUAAACAUGUCAGUGGCAGAAAUUUUGUAAUGAAAUAUAUACCUGAAAUGACUUAAAGUCCUUACAGAGAAAUCUUUCUUGGCAUUGUGCCCCCAGCCAUUUAAGGUUGUCAUAUGAUACGUGAUCUUGCAUUUAUAUAUUGAAUAGAGUUUGUACUCUUUUUUUUCACCCAUUUAAAUUUUAAUCCCCCCUCCCCCUUCCCUGUUAAAUUCAGUCAAAUGAUAGAACUUGUAAAAAGUUGUGUUACGUGUUUUCUAAAUACAUUCUAGCAUGUGUAUUUUCGGCCAUGUAAGAUGAUUGAAGUGUGUACCCUUGUUUUCUUUCAUUUCUUAAACUAGAUAGUUGGACAUGUGCCAAAACAACUAUUUCCCUUCUGUCCAAUACAUGUUUAGGGUGGAAUUAUUUAUAUAUUGUCUAUAUAUUAUUCUUGAUUUUGAAAUUUUUUUGUGAAAGGAUUACUUAGAGAAAUGUUUAGCCGUUUUCCUCACUGUUUAUUUGCAGUCUGUUAACUGGUCUGUAUUGUGUACACCCAAUUUAUAGAGUUUUGAUUUAUUACCUUGGUAAUUUUUAUUAUUGCGUGAUGGCACUCUCCUAGCUGGGGACCGUCACAACGGAGGGGUUUGUACCGACUGAGUUGCAGUGUGGUCACUCCUACGCUCUUUUAUUAGUCCUACGACGUAGCAAGAAGGGAAUAAAAUUAUGUUGCAUCAACUGAA
Messenger RNA from Frankliniella occidentalis (western flower thrips), 4408 nucleotides. Its product is annotated as protein lin-54 homolog. The record is from RefSeq and is a predicted model, not a curated record. The transcript has 11 exons. Bases 573 to 3086 code for a protein of 837 amino acids. Gene Ontology annotation, biological process: regulation of DNA-templated transcription. Gene Ontology annotation, cellular component: nucleus. NCBI's taxonomy places the organism in Eukaryota, Metazoa, Arthropoda, Insecta, Thysanoptera, Thripidae.